GGCCGGAACUGACCAAAUCUAUAAAAGCAUAGAACAUUGCCGAACGACAUUCAUUCAGCAUCUGAGAUUUUUCUCGACGGCACCAAUUGAAAUCUAUUGAAGAAAAUUACGUACAUAAAAUGGCGAAACAUAUUAUAUUUGUAGUUUUAGCCGUUCUUUCAUUGCUUGUUGUGGUGAAGGGACACGGUCGAUUAAAGGAGCCUGCAGGACGAUCUUCAAUUUGGAGAUAUCAAAAUACCUUAGAUCUUUCUGAAUCAGACAAAGAAUUGAUCGAAGAAAAUUACGAAGAUAAUGAACUAUUCUGCGGUGGCUUUUCAUAUCAACAAGCACUAGGUGGUAAAUGUGGAAUAUGUGGCGACCCAUAUGACGCAGAUGUAAAAGAAAAUGAAGCAGGCGGAAGAUAUGCAAAUGGGAUCAUAGUUAGACAUUACGAGCAACCUGGUGCAUGGGUUACUGCAGAAGUUGAAAUUACGGCACACCACAAAGGAUAUUUUGAAUUCCGUCUUUGUCCCUGGAAUCAACCGGACGUUUCUGUUGCUGGAUGCGAAAACUGGUACCUCCUUGAUACCGUCAGUCCAGAUGGAACAAAAUGGUUCCUACCUCCAUCAACCGGACAGAGUCAAAUCUACGAAGUUCCUAUAAAACUUCCCGAUGACGUUGUAUGCGACCAAUGCGUUCUUCAAUGGCGAUAUCACACAGGAAAUUCCUGGGGUUGCUAUAAAAAUGGAGGUUGUUGUGUUGGUUGCGGUCCACAAGAAGAAUUUUACGGAUGUGCGGAUGUCUCUAUUCAUGGAUCAGGUGAACCACCUGCUACUACAGAGAUGAAAACGACUUCUACUCUCAUGUCUGCUAUUAUGAGUACUACUACCUCUACCAGUGCAUCACCCACAACAACAACUACAACGAGCGAAAGUACCACAACGACGUCGCCUGGAGAACCAGACGAACCAAUAUGUGAACAUGGUGGAUAUACGAAGAGAGAUUGUACUUCAUUUUACAUGUGCUCUAAUGGAAUCGCGUACGAGUUUGCUUGUCCACCUGGAACUGUUUGGGACGAUGAUAGAAGUCUAUGUGAUCAUCCAUACAAUGUUGUAUCAGAGUGUGGGACGAGGCUACAAUGAAACCUGUAUGAUUGCAGUGACAGAAUAUUAAUGCCAUAUGAAUUCAGUGAUUAAUCAGAUUUUGUGUUUCAAUUUCAACUUCUCGACACGCCUGUAAUUCCAGCAAGUUUCGUGAAAUAUCUUUUCAUUUUUGCUAUUAUCGUUUUAUGAAUUUAUGUAACGGCAUACAAAUAUGUGUUAUAUGUUAUUAUACCAUGCACUAUCAUACGUAUUUUUUCACUUAUUACUUUGCGAUGACACUGCAUAUCGGCAAGUUUCGAUAUUUUUCAAAUCUAUUUCCGAAUCAAACAUCUCGAUUCAAAUAUGAUUCUAUUAAUAACGGCAUUCGUUAUGCAACAUUACAAUUAUAUAAUUCAUGAUUCAUCCCU
Messenger RNA from Styela clava, 1489 nucleotides. RefSeq lists its product as uncharacterized. The record is from RefSeq and is a predicted model, not a curated record. Gene Ontology annotation, molecular function: chitin binding. Gene Ontology annotation, cellular component: extracellular region. Lineage: Eukaryota; Metazoa; Chordata; Ascidiacea; Stolidobranchia; Styelidae.